CGGCGGAGGACGCGCCCGGCGCCCCUGAGCGGCCGGCAGCGGCGCGCCGCGGGAUGAAUGACUGAUUCAUAAUCGGAGCUGCAGAGGCUGGCGGCGGGCGGUUCUGGGAUCCGGCGCGGGCAGAAUGCGCACACUCCACCUCCGAUUAACGCCAAAGGUGAGGGCCGAAACUCCAUUCUGUGGAAGAAGCUAAGGUUGACACUGCUUCACUUCUUGCUUUGCUGAAGCUUCUUCCUCCUCGGUCAAGCUUCGAUAGAUCUUCCUACAACAUAUGACACACAGAAUCUCUCUUUCCUAAAAUGGAGUCGAGUAAAAAGAUGGACUCCGUGGGCGCACUGCAGACCAACCCCCCACUGAAGCUGCAGCCCGACCGCAGUGGGUCUGUGCUGGUCCCCGAGCAAGGAGGCUAUAAGGAGAAGUUUGUGAAGGCCGUGGAGGACAAGUACAAGUGUGAGAAGUGCCGCCUGGUGCUGUGCAACCCCAGGCAGACCGAGUGUGGGCACCGGUUCUGCGAAAGCUGCAUGGCCACCCUGCUGAGUUCCUCGAGUCCAAAAUGUACAGCGUGUCAAGAAAGCAUCGUUAAAGACAAGGUGUUUAAAGAUAAUUGCUGCAAGAGAGAGAUCCUCGCCCUUCAGAUCUAUUGUCGGAACGAGAGCAGAGGAUGUGCAGAGCAGUUAACCCUGGGUCAGCUUCUGGUGCAUCUAAAAAAUGACUGCCAGUUUGAGGAACUUCCCUGUGUCCGUGCCGACUGUAAAGAAAAAGUCUUGAGAAAAGACCUGCGCGAUCACGUUGAAAAGGCAUGUAAAUACCGUGAGGCCACGUGUAAUCACUGCAAAAGCCAAGUCCCGAUGGUCACACUGCAGAAACAUGAAGACACUGAGUGUCCCUGCGUGGUGGUCUCCUGUCCUCACAAGUGCAGUGUCCAGACUCUUCUGAGGAGCGAGUUGAGUGCACACUUGUCAGAGUGUGUCAAUGCCCCCAGCACCUGUAGCUUUAAGCGCUAUGGCUGCGUUUUUCAGGGGACGAACCAGCAGAUCAAGGCGCACGAGGCCAGCUCUGCCGUGCAGCAUGUCAACUUGCUGAAGGAGUGGAGCAACUCCCUGGAGAAGAAGGUUUCCUUGCUGCAGAAUGAAAGCGUAGAAAAAAACAAGAGCAUACAAAGUUUGCACAAUCAGAUAUGUAGCUUUGAAAUUGAAAUUGAGAGACAAAAGGAAAUGCUUCGGAAUAAUGAAUCCAAAAUACUUCAUUUACAGCGAGUGAUAGACAGCCAGGCGGAGAAACUGAAGGAGCUGGACAAGGAGAUCCGUCCCUUCCGACAGAACUGGGAGGAGGCCGACAGCAUGAAGAGCAGCGUGGAGUCCCUUCAGAACCGUGUGACCGAGCUGGAGAGUGUGGACAAGAGUGCGGGGCAGGCAGCUCGGAACACAGGCUUGCUGGAGUCCCAGCUGAGCCGGCACGACCAGAUGCUGAGCGUGCAUGACAUCCGCCUGGCUGACAUGGACCUGCGGUUCCAGGUCCUGGAGACCGCCAGCUACAAUGGCGUGCUCAUCUGGAAGAUCCGGGACUACAAGCGCCGGAAGCAGGAGGCUGUCAUGGGGAAGACCCUGUCUCUCUACAGCCAGCCCUUCUACACGGGCUAUUUUGGCUAUAAGAUGUGUGCCAGGGUCUACCUGAACGGAGAUGGGAUGGGGAAGGGGACGCACUUGUCGCUGUUUUUUGUCAUUAUGCGUGGAGAGUACGAUGCUUUGCUGCCGUGGCCAUUUAAGCAGAAAGUGACGCUCAUGUUGAUGGAUCAGGGGUCCUCUCGGCGCCAUCUAGGAGAUGCGUUCAAGCCCGACCCCAACAGCAGCAGCUUCAAGAAGCCCACCGGAGAGAUGAAUAUUGCCUCUGGCUGCCCUGUCUUCGUGGCCCAAACUGUUCUAGAAAACGGGACGUAUAUUAAAGAUGAUACAAUUUUUAUUAAAGUCAUAGUGGAUACUUCGGAUCUGCCUGACCCCUGAUGAGUACCUGGGGAGGUGGAUUUAGCAGAAGGUAACUCCUCUGGGGGCUUUGAACCAGUCUGUCCUCACUGAGGUCCUCGCACUCAGAAAAGGACCUGGUGGGACGCAGGAAGCAGCAGGAGGCGGACGCACGGCUGGCGGGAGGAACCACACGUGAACACACUCCAGCGUUUUCUAACAGACUAGCCACACUCCACUCUGAAGAGUUAUUUAUCCUUCAAUGAGAUAAAUAUUGCUGUCAGAGGAGGGUUUCAUUUUCAUUUUUAAAGAUCUAGUUAAGUAAGGUGGAAAACAUAUGCUAACAAAAGAAACAUUUUUCUUCCGUAAACUUGAACACCCAAAAGAGGAAACGCACGUGGGGACAGCUGGACCUGUCGGCAUGAACAGCAAAAGGAAAAUUUAUGAAAUAAUAAUGCAGUUCUGAUAUAUUCACCCUAAAAGUCAAGAGUGCAAUCUUGUUUCAAAUAUAGUAUAUUGUCUAUUUUUAAGGCCUCAUCUGGUCUCUGUUCUAAUAAUUUGUUUGUCAGAAGACCCUGAAGUGCUAGGUCUUUUUUUUAAAGUCUCUAAAUUCCGAAAUCAUUUUUUAAUUUAAAGUUCUACAAAUAAUUGUUACUGCAAACCUUUUAUUUUAAAACGUGGAUAGACUGAUAUUUCUUGGAAGAAAAUGUAAACUAACACUGGUUAUCACUUGUGAUAGGAAAGAGAACAUUCAAUCUGUUGCUAUUUCUCGUUAGAAAUGUAAACCUUCAAUAUCUGUCGUAGUUAAUGACACUACUUCAAAAUUACUAUGAAAGGAACAUUGCUCAUGGAUGCUGUGCAUCAUUUUCAGAUUUAUAAUUGUUUUCACCCUAAAAUAGGGCAUUAGUUGAACUUUGGAGUUCUAAACAAAAUCCUGUAGGCUUUUGAGAUUCUGCCCCGGUUCAGACAAGCUCUCCAUUGCUGACAGCGCCGCCUUGUCUCCAGGGUCGCGUCGGGGGUGGGCAGGUGGCUGUGCUGCAGGAGGCCCUCGCAGGUGUCCUUCGUCUUGUCACACUGCUGCGCUCGGUGAGUGAUCUCCGAAAGCAACGCCUUUGCUCAGAGAUGGUGGCAUACGGUACAUGUGCCUUAGAUGUGACGUGCUGCUUCUCCACCCUGGGUUGUGUCCGGCAUGGUUCUAGAACGUGAUGGUCUGACCAGACGUAUCUCUCCACCGCUAGGUCUCUGUCUACAGGCUCUCAACCCCCUGUGCUUGCCAGGGAAGCCAGGCUCAUCAGUGGCUUCCGGAACUUCCACUGCUUAGCUGUCCCAGAUUCCAGACUCCAGGCCGCAGCCUGCCCUGCCCUGCCCUCCCUGAGCAGGCAGGCUGGAGCAGAAGCUGCGCCUCUCCCUGUACACCACCCCCAGGCCUGGGGCCCACACAGCUCAGAGCAGAGCCCUCUGAGCUUUCCAGAGACCGCUGCUCGGGGGUCUGCCCAGGCCGACUGCCAGCGGCGCCAAGCCACCACCCUGAUGGGAAGGUCGCCCGGGCUGCUUCCCCAGCCUGCCCCUGCCUGAGCAGCACUCCCAGCUCACUGUUUACCAACUGUGAUUAGAGCCUGGAGCCCCGCCCCGUGCCCCUUUGCUAUGCACCACGCUUCACGGUGCUCUUACACUGAUGGGUGCUACACGCGACGGGUGCUUCUUAGGCAGAACCAAUGUGUGCGGGCCACCACAUCUGUGCCACUCGCCCAAAAGACGCGCCCACAAUUGGCCAGCUGGGCCGCGCACUUAGACUGCCUGCCUCUGGGCUCUCCCCACGGUCGUGCAGGGACGGCUGGUUGGUGCCUGGCGCCCACCUCGUCUCUGGUGCUGCCAUCUGUCCUGGGUGUGCCUUUGCCCCAGUGCCUGCUGGAAGUGCCCUCCCGCACACCCGUCCCUGUGCUCCCAUAAGCCACCUGCUUGGUUCCAAGCGCCUGCCAUGCCCUUCCACGGCUAAGACACUGGUUCCUCCAUCUGCCACUCCUUGCUCCACUCCUGGGAUGCUCUGGGUAGAUCAGUGUCCUUGGUUGUGCCCCAGGGAGGAGCCACCAUCCCUGCUCAGCAGAAGGAUUUCUUGCAGGAACUGUGGAGCCCGCUGUUCCCUCGAAGGUGUCCCUGACCUCCUCCAGGCCUGUCCACUGGGUCUGGAGGGGAGAGGAGCACCUGGCAGGCCCCACCAGCCCUCAGUGGCUUUCCCACAGCCAGGUGGCAGUGCAGGAACGUCCCUGUGGCUUGCUUCCCGAGAACGGGAAGCAUGCGCACCACCACAGAUCAGGGUGAGCAGCGUGGCCAGGUGAGAAGCCUCUUCCCCUUCUUAGAAACCCUGGUUUGGGUGAGACCCUGCAGGGACUCUUGGGAGCUUAUUGGUGGGAUGUGUCCCAGGUCCCUCCCUCUUCCCCCAGGCGCCUACAGAAUGUGACUGGAGUGACUGCAGGGUCCUUUGGGGUGAGGGCGUGGCAGGUUGGUCUCCUGCUUGUGGUUUGGUGUUGCAGGGUGGAAGUGUGGGGAGCCCAUGCCUUUGGGCACUGGACCCGCUGUCAUGCUGUCCCCGGGCGCUGCUCCAUCGCACUCCUUGGUGCCCCAGUCGGUGCUGCCGCUCGGGCCAUCCUCGGGCUGUGGUCCCCAUGCCUGAGACCUGGCUGUCCAUCGGGCCCUGUCCUGCUCUCUCUGCUUCACAGGGCCCCAGCCACAAGAAGCAAAGGGUGGUCCAUACACUGUGUGUGUCUGGGUGUGCUCUUCCCAUUUACCAAAAGUAACAAAACUCCCCACAGGACAGAGCCGUCCAGCCCUCUGAAGCAGCACUCUGAGUCUUUUCUGCUGUCACCUCUGUGAGGGACAUGGGUGCGCCUUCCUGUUUCUGCUCCCCAUGGUUCAGCAUGUUGCUCCCACCACUCCUGCCACAGGGGCUGCUGGGGCCGAGCCAGUUAGACACGCAUGGGCCUGGGCUUCUGGCCUCUGGGCCUGGGCCCUCUGUAGUUGGGAACGUGAGCAGCCGGAGAGUCAGAAUGCCCGAGACGGUGCAGGGCCAGGCUGAGGCUGGCUAGUGGAGGCCUUGGCAGCAAGGUGGGUGGGUCAGGGAGCCGGGGUGUGGGGGUUAGGACUAACAGACCCAGCCCUGCGUGGGCUGGCCUGGCCCCAGAGAGCCGGGCUUUCCAGUGUCCAGGCUCCUAGGAAGGGCAGUGGGUCCCCGCAAGAAGGCAGCUCCCUAUCCUUCCCCCACACACGUCCCAGGAGCCCUGGGUUAGGACCUGGAUGUGCUCCCAGUGCAGAAGCAGAGGUGGGCAGAGGGCUGUAGAGGGGGCCCCAUCUGAGUUCUGAUCCCUGUCCCUCCUGGAGCCCCCGAGCAGACAGCAUGGAACCCUCUUUAUACUACAUCCCCACACCCCCCGCCAGCCAACAGGGGCGGUUGCUCGGGGUGUCUCCUUGCCUCCCUCCUCUGUGGCUCUGCCCGGCCCCUGUUUCUGCCUUGGCCUGUUGCCCAGGGAGCCUUGGUGGGGAGUGCUGUGGCUCCCGCUCUCUGUGCAGCCUCUACCAGGGCCUGCAGAUCCACUGCCCAUCUGUACCCCUGCUGAUUUGGCUUCCCCUUGACCACAUGUGGCCAGCCUUGGUGAGGACAUGGACGUCAGACACAGUCCACGGGGAAGCCAGCCACCUCCCCAGAUCACCUAAGUCACCCAGGACUGGACCACGCAUCCUGGUAAAUGCUGCCACCUUGGGGUCGUCACUGAUGUCACCCCUUUGUUCGGCAUCCUCUGUGAAAUAGUUGCCCAGUCAGGCCCGGCAGCUCCAUAGCACUGAACAGUACCCAGCAAAGGAGAGGGUGCUGAAGGCCCACCACAGCAGUGCCCUGGGGAAAGAAGGUAGCCCACAGACCCACAGCCAGGCCACACCUCCUUUCUCCCCCAUGCCUCGCGAAGUGGCACGGGACCCUCAUAGUGUGCCCAGCCAAGACGCUUCCAGCCAGGCAGGGUGGCAGCAUGCUAUCUAGGAGCACAGACUCCCCUGGGUGCCCCUUGCCCAGUCCCCACCCUCCCAGACAUCCCUCUGCUUGGGUCACUUGCUCGUUGGAAAGGGCCUGUGUGGAGGUUGAAAUGCCAUUCUUUUCUCUUGAGUCCAGAUCUUCCCUGACCAGGCCCAGAAGGUGUGCUCGGGAGUUCUCAGUGCACCUGUGCAUCAGGGUGUAUGAAAUGAGGAGGGUCUGUCACCCAGGUCUAUCUCUUGGCCCAAGACCACAGUCCUGUCUUCUGUUUGCAAAUCUCAUCCGCUCUGUUUUCUCUGAAGUUGGUGUCGUGAGCCCAUGAGGGCCUGCUCAGGUGCAGUUGGUGUCAGUGGGUGACCUGGUCAGCAUUCCUAGUUUGGCAUGGCUGGUGCUGGUUGUCAGCAGGCACUGAGUCAGUGGAGAGCCAGGCCAGCAGGGACCCGGAUAGGCCAGGCCAGCAGCCCGUCCCAGAGGCCAGGAAACAGGUCAGGGGUGUCUUCCACUUGCAGAGGUGUGCACAGACACCACUGCUGGGCAGACGGGCAAGACAGCACCCCACAUUGUGGCUGGUGGGGUCGUGUGGUUGAGGAGGGCCCGAGUGGCCAGCAGAGCUGUGUUUCAUUUCCCCUGAGUCGAUUUCUGUCUUGUGAGCUCGUGUGAAAAAGGUUCAAGUCCAGGAGCGCUGUGCCACUCCUGUCAACAGUGGUGAGUGGUUUUAUGACGUAGUCCCCUUAGUCAAGUAAGAUGACCUUCAGCAGCAAACUAAAUGACUUAAUUGGAAAAACAUAAAAUCCGGCCUUAUUUCCAAGGAUUUCCGUAAGCAGUCUCUCUAGGAGAACCUCCGCGGCGAGGGAGUGUGGAAGCCGACGGAGACAGCUGGACUGUUGGUAGGAUGCGUCAGUUCCUGGUGGUCCACCUCUUGUGUUCAGUUCUUACCCAGAAACAAAGACCAAAGAAGGCCAGUCUCUCAUUUGACUCUGUAUUUUUAAUCUGCCUGUUUUAAAACUCGCCGUCUGUAGUGCACUCACUGUGAGGACCCUCUUGACAGUCCAAGUGAUUGUGACCAGUGAUCACUCCCGUGUCCUCUGCUCUUCUAAGAAACGGUAUGAGUUAUUGCUCAGCAAUAAUCCUGUUGUUAGGAGUUAGCAACAUGUCUGGUUUCCCGAUAGCAUUAUUAUGUUCUAUAUUUUUGUUUACUGUAUAUUUUGUGUGGUUUUAUUUGGUAUUUAUUUGUGUUUUGAGGUCUUGCAAUGUUUUUGUGUUUCCGAUGCUAAUAACUAAAGUCUGUAAGACUGUAGAAUGCAAAACUUUGACAUGUUAAACUGUCUUAUUAGAGGAAAAUAAAUCUGAUUAAGAGUC
This is a messenger RNA of Marmota flaviventris (yellow-bellied marmot), 7335 nucleotides long. RefSeq names its product TNF receptor associated factor 3 (gene Traf3). The record is from RefSeq and is a predicted model, not a curated record. Gene Ontology annotation, molecular function: tumor necrosis factor receptor binding; zinc ion binding. NCBI's taxonomy places the organism in Eukaryota, Metazoa, Chordata, Mammalia, Rodentia, Sciuridae. Gene Ontology annotation, cellular component: plasma membrane signaling receptor complex; cytoplasmic side of plasma membrane. Gene Ontology annotation, biological process: regulation of defense response to virus; regulation of canonical NF-kappaB signal transduction; innate immune response.